UUUUUUCCGGGACUUUUUUAUCCCGAGACUUUUUUCUUACCAUCAUAUAAAAUACUAUAUGAUUAAGCGUAAGUUGAUAAAAUAUAUUGGGGGGAGGGGUUGAAGCCCCACUAUAAACUUCCAAUGUGGAGUUCUUCCAGGUGCUUUUCCAACUUUUGGACCGAGUGAAAAAGUCGACACGUUAAGUAGAAAAAUUAUAUCAUAUCGAAAAUAUCAUAACAUAUCUAAAAUAGCUUAAAAAGCGUUAAAUAUUUUUCAAGUAUCUCUGUUAAUUGUUUUUGAGUUACCUGCACAUUUAUAAAAACAAUACGAGUUUGUCGAAAACUGGCUUGAUAUUACGGCAGAGGGUGUUUUAGUGUUUAGGGCUGAACCGCGUAAUUGAGGCCUUUAACAUCGAAAAAUUAGCUAUUAUUCAGGGGGUGUGCCGUUAUUACCACUUACAAUAGACAUUUAUUAUUAGAUCUGCAUACGUUGAACAAAACCAACAUAACUCAAAUUUGGUACUUUUAUCUUAUACUAACAGAUCCACAACAUUUUCCUCUACAAAAUGAUAGACGAACAUUGUCACAGAUUAGUGUUAAGUAGUACUUAUAAUAUUUUUUGUUUUUAUUGCAUUCAUGAAUGUUACCUAAUUAAUUUAAUAUUAAUUAAAGAUUUGUAUCACCGAAAUAACUUAAAAUUAUGUUCUAGGAUAAAAUUUGAAUUUGAAUUUAAAUUCCUUCAAAAAUCCAAAUUUGUAUACUUGUAUAUUUAAGCUAUGAGGGCGAGUAUAAUAAGCACCUACAUCGCAUUUCAUAAUUAGGAAGAAUAGUACACGUUGACGUAUGAUGUUGUUAACUUAAAAUCAGGUUGCCAAUACGUUUUUACAAUUUAAAGUUUGGGGUCCCAUUUUUACAUAGACUACGAUAACGAUUCACUAUGGAUUCCCUGUAGCAGUAGCAUGUAUCAUAAAAAAAUAGGUGUUGCUCAAAUAAUUUUAGGUGACCUACCCCUCAUUAUACUGUUAUACCGACCUAAAAAUGUCCUAUUUUUUCUUUUAUCAAUACCUACCCCCCUCCCCCCCAUAUUUAAGGUGUUUUCUGAGCAACACUCGGACCUUAUGUUAUAAGCCACUGCCCUGUAGGCAGAUCAGCUGACCUAGAGUUAUUUCAAACUUCAAUAUUGCCCAGUAGUACCAAAUGACAAAGUAGCAAAAAUGACGUGUAGAGCAGUUUGUACCUCACUCCCCAAUUUAACAUAAUAUAACAUUUGUUUAUUAACGUUAGCCAAAAUACGACUAUUAUACGACCACUGUGGUAAUCUGGUUAUCAUAUCUUAUCAAUAUUGGCAUUUCGUUUGUGUACAACAACUGUGUGGCUUAAGGUUUUUAUUAUUUUUUACUUAUUGUCUUAAAUUGUGGUAUUUCUGUGUAAUGAAAUUGUUAUAAGAAGUUGUAUUAGGUUCUGUGGUAUUAUAGUUGAUAAAGAAUGGAUAGGCCAUUAGCCUUUAUCAUACGAUCUGAAAUAGUUGAUGUAGGUGCGGCUAUACCUACUACGAGACAGGCACCUUCGUGAGACAGAAAUAUUAUCUUCUUUUUUUUUAACGAGGCACCUAAUAUUCUAAGCAUAGGCGUGGCCUAUCCAUUGAUAUCCUUGAUUCGGAGUAGCGGAUCGUAGAUGUAGACAUUCUUUGUCUUUUGUACAGCGCAGCGUCAAUUCAGGCAUUGAAUGACUACAUGCACUGCAUAACUUUGUUUAUUUAAUCGUUUGUUAUUGCCAUUUAAUAUUAUUCAAAUAUAUUUGUUUUUACUGUGUAAUACACCGUUUACACCACAACUGCGGCAACAGUUUUCGGUAUGUACUAGAUUGAUAAAAAAAUAGUAUCACAUCGCGUUUGUCAUUCACUUACAUCCGGUAUCCAGUGGUGUAUGAAAUCAGCAGUUUCGCAUCAGAUUUCUUUGACAUUUGUGAAAAACGAUGAACUCAACCGGUCAAAAUGUAAAACAAUCGAUACAAUGAACAUAUUUACUGAUUGAAAGCAUCAGAAAUAAUGUUUAAAAGGGUGUAAAAGAAGAAAACAUCAUUAUAAAAGAAGAAAGUACCAUAAAAAACAUUUUGUUAUUUGGCAGUCAUAAUUUGAGUAAAAGUUUUAGCAUGGCUCCUUCAAAAUCUAUCAACCGUAAUUCCAAUUCAAAAAACUCUAGAUUCAAUUCAAGGUCAAAAAGCUCUUCGAACAUUUUAAAAGUGAAUGAAAAAAAAAAAUACUUGAAAUUAAUAAAUGCUAAAGAAAAAACUAGUAAAAAAUGGUAUGAUGUUACAGUACAAAAUCCAAAAAGAGGCCGUACAACUUUAAAAAAAUCAAGUUCUAGUAUCCCGAUCAAGUGUAAGAUUCAAUGCCCACAGACUUCAUGUUGUAUACGUAUUACCAACUUGUCCAGAAAAGUUUCCAAACAUUUUCUUCAUCAAAUAUUUUCUGAAUUUGGAACAAUAAAAAAAUUAGAUCUACAUUUCAACACUUAUGAUAGAAUUUCUAAAGGAUUUUCAUACAUAAUGUUUUCCACUCCAGAAGAAUCUGAAAAUGCUGUGAUAACUAUGGAUAGAUGUGAAAUUGAUGGAUAUGAUAUAAUGUGUGAACUAUGGUUCUUGCCAUAUAUAGAAAACCGUGUAAGUUCUAUUCUUCGUGGUGCAAGCAGUGGAGUUCGAUACCAAAGAAAUUCAUCAAAGUGUAUAUCAUCAACUUGUAAUAUACAACAUUAUUCUCAACUAGAUGGACUGAGUUCUCAUUCUGGAACUCUUUCUCAUUCUCAAACGUCUUAUGAUUAUUUACCUCCGAACAAAUCUAUCUCUGGGUCUUCAAGAAAAUCAUCUAGAUUAAGAUCUGGUUCUAAAUCUUUACCAACACAUCAUUCUAAAUCUCAAAGAAAAUCUAAUAAUAGAUCUCGUUCUAACUCUCGUAAUAGAUCCCGUUCUAACUCUCGAAAUAUAAUAAUAGAUUCUAAGCGUUCAAAAAGUUCUCACUCUAGAUUUUCAAAAAGAUCUCAUUACAGAUAUUCUAGAAAGCAAUAUUAAUUUCAUUAAAAAUAAAUAAGUAUUAACUCUUUAUAAAUGAUACAAACAAGUACAAAUUAUUAUAAAUAUUAUUAUUAUCGUUGUGGUUUU
Myzus persicae (green peach aphid) is the source of this 3137-nucleotide messenger RNA. Its product is annotated as serine/arginine-rich SC35-like splicing factor SCL30A. Gene Ontology annotation, cellular component: ASAP complex; nucleoplasm; cytoplasm. The coding region runs from base 2133 to 3047 and encodes 304 amino acids. Gene Ontology annotation, biological process: mRNA splicing, via spliceosome. The transcript has 7 exons. NCBI's taxonomy places the organism in Eukaryota, Metazoa, Arthropoda, Insecta, Hemiptera, Aphididae. Gene Ontology annotation, molecular function: RNA binding. The record is from RefSeq and is a predicted model, not a curated record.